Messenger RNA from Fusarium venenatum, 1236 nucleotides. Its product is annotated as glycosyl hydrolase. Gene Ontology annotation, biological process: carbohydrate metabolic process. The record is from RefSeq and is a predicted model, not a curated record. NCBI's taxonomy places the organism in Eukaryota, Fungi, Ascomycota, Sordariomycetes, Hypocreales, Nectriaceae.
AUGAAGGCCACAUUAUUCGCGCUGGGCGCUUUUGCCAGCACAGCUCUCGCUGCUGGGACAACACUUCCACAAGGAUGGUUCACCUUCCAACCCAACGAAAAGAUCAAGCAUACUCAGUUCAAGGGCAAGCCGCGAUAUCUCACUUGGAUGGCCGACUCUCAAAUCCAGCACGGAGUCGAGCCUACGCUUGCUUAUACAGUCUCUGCCUUUUACUCGGGCAUCCUUCUGGCUUAUGAGAGAACCAGAGAUAAGAAGUAUUUCAACUAUGUCAAACGCGGGGCCGACAUUCUCCUUUACCCUGAACACGAUGGCACUGUCCUUAUGUACAAUAACAGCAAUUCCAUCGAUGACAUCCGCAUUGGCCAUACUUUCCUUGACAUUUACAACGUCACGGGGGAAGAGAUUUACAAAAAAGCUGCGACAAACAUGCGGAAACAGAUUGAUCGCACAGGCCGCACGCCUGAUGGAGGUUUCUAUCAUCGUUUCCCUGCAUACAUUGAUCAGAUGUGGUUGGAUGGUUUCUACAUGCUGGAUGUCUUCUACGCCCGCUGGACCUAUGAAUUUGAGCCUGAUAACACAACAGCCUGGGACGACAUUGCUUUACAAUUCGAUCUCAUCGAUGCUGCAACGAGGUCUAGCGAGCAUACCAAAGGACUGCCAGUUCAUGGUUUUGACGCCAGUAAAACACAAGUCUGGGCAGAUCCUGAAACCGGAGCUGCACCUCAUGUCUGGAGUCGCGGUGUUGGGUGGUAUAUAAUGGCUCUGACAGAUGUUCUUGACUAUUUCCCUGAGAAACACGAGGGCCGAAAGCGCUUGUUGAAGUACCUACGCACUUUGGCUGAUGCUCUUGUAGCAUCUCAAGACAAGACCACCAAGGGUUGGUGGCUCGUCAUGGAUCCUGGUUUGGAGGGUAAGUCCGGAAACUACAUUGAGAGUUCUGGUACAGCCAUGUUCGUCAACGGCUUAUUUAAAGCCAUUCGCAAGGGAUACAUUCAGGGCGACAAGUAUCUCCAGUCUGCGUUGACUGGGUACAACUUGAUGACUUCCACGUUUGCUCAGCCUCGCCUGCAUGAUGGGGCAUUGGCUUGGGAGUGGACGGUUCAAACUGGCAGCUUAAGUUCUAAUGGCACUUUUGAGUACUACGCCAGUAUGCCGCUGUUUGAGAACGACCUCAAGGGAGUAGCCCCGUUUCUGUUUUCCAGCUAUGAGUAUGAGCUGUAUCAAGGGAAGGCUUGA